AGCAUCUCCACGGCUGGCUCUUCCUCUCUCUCUCCUUAUCUCGUGACGCCAGCUUUCCGUUCUCACUUCUCCGAUCGAUCGGAUUCCGGGGAGCAAGACGGUCAGGUCGCUUCGCCCCAUCGCCGGCUUCCUCAACACCGCCGACGGCUUCACGACUCGCCAGCUCCUCCUAUCCCUCUCUAUCACGAGAACCAAGUUUUCUCUUCUUCAAUUAGUCGGAUUCAGGAGAGCAAGAGGGUCUGGACGUCUGGUCACUUUGCCUCGUCGCCCACCCCCUCAACAUCGCCGACGGUUUCGCGAUUCGCCGGCUCUUCCUCUCCCUCUCGAUCUCAAGACACCCGUUUCUCUUUUUCAAUCGGUCGGAUUGCGGAGAGCAAGAGGGUCUGGUCGCCCGCCCUCACAAGAUCGCCAACAGCUUCGCGAAUCACCUACUCAUUCUCUCCCUUUCGAUCUCGAGACCACGAGAAGCCCAUUCCGCCAGGAUCCAGUUUUGACAACUUGGUACACUCUACGUCUCACCCAUUUUUUGUGAUUCUUCAAAGAAGCUGACUUUUGAGGAAGAACGGCCGCUGGAGCAUCAAGGUAAUAGUCGCGCCAACCUGUCGAAAGUGGUUGACUCGAUCGGUGCCCGCCGGGAGCUUCGCAGAGGCAAAAAUCACGGUGGCCCCGCCGCUGAGAGACUUGGCAACGAGGUCCUAGGCGUCGAUAGAGAGCUUCACCUCCUUGAUGCUCUCGUAUGAGACGAGAUUGUUCCGCUUCCUCUACAUUCGUGUUCGACUUUUGAAGAAGGACGGCUGUCGAAGCCACGCCGCCGGGUAACAUCCCCACCACCCACCAGUCGGAGUACAGCCCAUCGGCGGCAGUAGGGUGACUGAAGUUGU
This is a messenger RNA of Linum tenue, 881 nucleotides long. NCBI's taxonomy places the organism in Eukaryota, Viridiplantae, Streptophyta, Magnoliopsida, Malpighiales, Linaceae. The record is from the annotation of a GenBank genome assembly.